AUGAAUGGAACCAGGAUUGCAGUUAAGGAUUUGCUGGUGACGAGAAGGACGCCCGGGGUGGUGAAAAGUGGUCCUCGACCUCUACAAGUGCCAAAAUCGCCAUUGUUGACCAACUUUGAGAAGUGGUCGGAUAAGAAGAGGAAGCUGUACUUUGAUAGCGGAGACUGCAUGGCUGCCAAUGGGUUGGGAAGUUUCCACUUAAAUCAGAACUUGUUUGCGUCUUUGCUGGCUUCGCCGAUGAGAUGCGACAGGAUGUCAAGACUUAAGCUGCCUAGGGAAUAUUUGACUCAGCUGAAGCUCAAGAAUCUACAACCAAAACUAGGUAAACAUAGCUUACAGCUAGGCUUUGGGCAGGCGGACUGUAAGGGUGGUAAAAGCUCUUACGUAGUGAACUCGAAUGAGCUGUUGAAGAAAAAUGUGAAGUCAGCCAGCAGCUGGAUCCCAAUUCCAGCGUUGAUGUCAAAUAUGAGAUAUUUCAACGUUUCAGAUGUGCUUGUCGAUAAGGAAAACUUUGCCAGUGAGAGCGUCAUUGAGCUCCGCAGAGGCCUGGAACGUGAACUGGGCAAACUGCCGAAGAACGGGCGGGGAGCGACAUUGGAGGGGUGGGAUAUUGUUGUCUGCUUGGAACCAAAGGCUAACAGUCCCUUCGAGAUUGUACGACGAGAGUCUCUUGAGGUAAUAAUGUUUAAUGUCAAGUUCCUCGAUUCUGAACGCUGGGUACGCGAAGCCAUACAGUCACAUAGAAACCAUGAGCUUGGAAUGGUGCUCAAACUUCCAGAGGAUAGCGAGCUUGUGAAAUGCAUCUAUCGAAUAUGGGCCUCUUUUUCGUUGCUGAGGUAA
Torulaspora globosa is the source of this 840-nucleotide messenger RNA. RefSeq names its product Rrg8p (gene RRG8). NCBI's taxonomy places the organism in Eukaryota, Fungi, Ascomycota, Saccharomycetes, Saccharomycetales, Saccharomycetaceae. Bases 1 to 840 code for a protein of 279 amino acids. The transcript has a single exon. The record is from RefSeq and is a predicted model, not a curated record.